Urocitellus parryii (Arctic ground squirrel) is the source of this 2101-nucleotide messenger RNA. It is a transcript of the gene Thg1l, whose product is annotated as tRNA-histidine guanylyltransferase 1 like. NCBI's taxonomy places the organism in Eukaryota, Metazoa, Chordata, Mammalia, Rodentia, Sciuridae. Gene Ontology annotation, biological process: tRNA modification. The record is from RefSeq and is a predicted model, not a curated record. Gene Ontology annotation, molecular function: tRNA guanylyltransferase activity; magnesium ion binding.
CCUCUCCCUUCCGCAGUGGAAAUGUGGACCUCCUGCACUGUUAAGGUCCACGAUUGCUGGGCCUCUACUUCAGUUACUUUGAAACGGUGUCUGAGAUUGGGGGUGGCCAUGGCAAAAAGCAAGUUUGAGUACGUACGGGACUUCGAGGCUGACGACACUUGCCUCCCUCAGUGCUGGGUGGUAGUGCGGCUGGACGGCAGGAAUUUCCAUCGGUUUGCUGAGAAGCACAACUUUGCAAAACCUAAUGACAGCCGUGCUCUCCACCUAAUGAACAAAUGUGCCCAGACUGUAAUGGAAGAACUGGAGGACAUUGUGAUUGCAUAUGGACAAAGUGAUGAAUACAGCUUUGUGUUCAGGAGGAAAAGCAAUUGGUUUAAAAGAAGAGCCAGGCUUUGAUGGAAGAGUUGUCGUGUAUCCUAGCAACCAGACUUUAAAGGACUACCUCAGCUGGAGGCAAGCAGAUUGUCACAUCAAUAAUCUUUAUAAUACAGUUUUCUGGGCACUUAUUCAACAAUCUGGACUAACACCAGUACAAGCUAAAGACAGAUUACAGGGAACUCUUGCAGCAGAUAAAAAUGAGAUCUUGUUUUCUGAAUUCAAGAUCAACUACAAUAAUGAGCCGCUGAUGUACAGGAAAGGGACUGUGUUGAUAUGGCAGAAGGUGGAUGAAGUCACGACAAAAGAAGUUAAGCUGCCAGCAGAAAUGGAAGGGAAAAAGAUGGCUGUAACCCGGACCAGAACGAAGCCAAUACUCUUACACUGUGAUAUCAUUGGGGAUGCUUUCUGGAAGGAACAUCCAGAGAUCCUUUAUGAAGACAGCUGACACUCUGCUCUUCAAUUCUGCUGUGUUUAACCAUGCAAGGCUCCCAGGUCUUCUUGCCUUAGGUGGCCCUAGCAUUCCUGCCACCCAGAACUGUACCAGGAGUGACAUGACUUGAGUUGGGAGGGAGCAGGGAAGGAAGGAAUUGAUGGGGGUGGUAUAUCUUGUUCUCUUAAGCAGAACACCUCUUUUGCAAUGUUAGAACAUGAUUUCUGUGGGGUUUUUUUCCAAAAUCGUGGUACUAUUUUUAUAAAGUAAGAACUAUUUAAUGCCUUGUGAGAUGAGUCAUUUUUAGAUUGUGGCUUAAGCCUUAUAAAAACCUGUCAGCUCUUUUCACCUAUGAUAGAAAAGAAGCCCAAACUUUACUCUCACCCACGUAUUCUUAACUAGAGAACCCAGUGACUUUGAAUAUCUCACUUCUGUACCCAUGUACUUGGAUAAUCUUGAUAGACCUGAAGAUAAAUAUGAGCUAAAACCUGCCUGGUGCCUCUGAAUUCCAGAUAUUCCAGGGAAAACUCAGGGCUUUGUGCAAGUCUCCAAAUCAGCAGUUUUGGCUGAAUAAAUGAGUAGUGGUAUUAGAUACCCUUGUGUACACCCUCCAAGGACUGAUUUUAUGGAGUUGCCAGCAUGAUGAUGAUCAUCAUCUUGCCGGAAGCAUAUGCUAAAGCCACUUACCUUUUUCUAAGUACAUGUGAGAUAUGAAAAAAGAAAAUAUGUGAGAAUGAGUAAAAAUGGAAACCAUUUUUUACUCCAUGUCCUCUAGAUAAUUCCGUUUUAAAAGCUGUCUUCCAGUUCGGCUGUCUGAAAAAGAUUGAAAAGUGGUCUCUACGUAAUCAGAAAAUGACAUUUGAAUUCAAGAGCAGAGGGGUCAACAUAGCCCUUGGGGCAGCUGUCACAUGAGUCCUACUAACUCCACCUCCUAAUGGGCCAGUGGAGCUAGGAGAGCUGCAGAGGUGAUGGUAUGCUGGGAGCUGUUGAAGUGUGAAGGGGGCGGGAAGUCAUGGUGGUGGGUGGUGAGUAGCUUACAUUCCUCUUGUMCUUACUUUGUAUAUUAGAGGAAGAAGAUUAUUUGGCUCAAUUAAGAUUUAAUUAAGAGACAGCCCAUGUCCCAGUUGCUGGUCUUGCAUUGCAGAAUUUACAGCCAAGAAGAAAAUGUAUUUUUGAAAGUGUGACGGAUGGCCUCAUCCUUCAGUAAUUGACACCCCAUCUGUCGAUGCCAUUUUUUUCCUUCCUGCCCCCCCCCCCCACUCCACAGGAAAAGAACAAGUAUCUCAUGUUUGG